Penicillium olsonii is the source of this 804-nucleotide messenger RNA. The record is from the annotation of a GenBank genome assembly. NCBI's taxonomy places the organism in Eukaryota, Fungi, Ascomycota, Eurotiomycetes, Eurotiales, Aspergillaceae.
AUGAGUCCCUCUUUCGCUGGGUCUCUCUGGGGCUGGCUCCUGUGGAGCAUUGUCCCAGCAAUUACACUCGGGAUCAGCAUUCUCUUUAUUGCGGUUGUCUCUCUCGCGAUUUCCCAAAACACACUACCUCCCAAAACUCGCAGACGGGGAACCCCUGUUCAUAUCAUGAUCGUGCUGGGAAGCGGCGGACAUACCGCCGAGAUGUUCUUCAUGAUGGCGCGAUCCAACUUUCUGCCCAAAAAUAAUACGUAUCGGACAUACGUCGUGAGCUCUGGAGAUCACUUCAGCGCCGACAAAGCUAAAGAGUUCGAGACCAAGCAAGCAAAUGGAGGAGAAGCUCCCAACUACACGAUUAUCACCGUUCCUCGCGCUCGAAGGGUCCAUCAAUCAUACCUCACUGCGCCAUUCUCAACCCUGCACUGUCUCUGGGUUUGUCUUGCUGUUCUGCAAGGACGCUACCCUAAAUAUUCAAUCCCAGAACAAUUCACUACCUAUCCGGACAUCAUUUUAACCAAUGGACCAGCCAUAGCAGUCUGUAUGGUCGUCGCCGCCAAGCUGAUUCGAUUCGUGCUGUUCUUUAUCAACUGGGGCCUGUGGCUGCGAGGCCGAUCUCCGCUCUAUGCAGUGUCAAAGCUACGCACUAUGUUUGUUGAAUCCUGGGCCCGUGUGAACACCCUCAGCAUGACUGGUGUUCUCUUGCUGCCCAUUGUCGACCGGUUCCUUGUUCAGUGGCCUGCUCUAGCCGGACGUCGUGCUUGGUGGAGGAUGAAGAAAACACUGUAUGCUGGAUGGCUUGUGGGAUGA